Passer domesticus (house sparrow) is the source of this 1514-nucleotide messenger RNA. Its product is annotated as olfactory receptor 14C36-like. Gene Ontology annotation, molecular function: G protein-coupled receptor activity; odorant binding; olfactory receptor activity. The coding region runs from base 1 to 1329 and encodes 442 amino acids. The record is from RefSeq and is a predicted model, not a curated record. The transcript is spliced from 5 exons. Gene Ontology annotation, cellular component: membrane. NCBI's taxonomy places the organism in Eukaryota, Metazoa, Chordata, Aves, Passeriformes, Passeridae. Gene Ontology annotation, biological process: G protein-coupled receptor signaling pathway.
AUGGCCGAGGCAUCAGAGCCAGCCAGUGUGGAUUUCAGUAUCUGCACUGAUGAUCUGCGUGAAGGGAUUGAGUCCAGCAUCAGCAAAUUUGCAGAUGACACCAAGCUGGGUGUCGCCAUCAAAAGGGUGCCACGGAACCGCAUCUGGCAUUGGAGCGAGCUGCCUGAUGGCACCAGCGCUCCCCUGGAGAUCGUGCUGCAGGACAAGGUGUCCAGUGGCUUCCCCGGUGUCAUCCAGCUGCUGGAGUGGCUUGAGCUGCCCAGCGACAUUGUGAUGAGAACAUCCUGGUUGACCUGGCCAUCGGGGAAAGCCAAAUUGAUUGACUUUGGCUGUGGCACCUACCUGCAAGAGACAGCCUACAUUCGCUUUGCAGGUUCCCAUGUGCAGCCCCUGCAAAUUUCCAACAGCAGCUCCAUCAGCCACUUCCUCCUGCUGGCAUUGGCAGACACGCGGCAGCUGCAGCUCCUGCACUUCUGCCUCUUGCUGGGCAUCUCCCUGGCUGCCCUCCUGGCCAACGGCCUCAUCAUCAGCGCCGUAGCCUGCGGCCACCACCUGCACACGCCCAUGUUCUUCUUCCUGCUCAACCUGGCCCUCAGUGACCUGGGCUCCAUCUGCACCACUGUCCCCAAAGCCAUGCACAAUUCUCUCUGGGACACCACAACCAUCUCCUACACAGGAUGUGCUGCUCAGCUCUUUUUUUUGUAUUUCUUCCUGUCAGCAGAGUAUUCCCUCCUGACCAUCAUGUGCUACGACCGCUACGUGUCCAUCUGCAAACCCCUGCACUACGGGACCCUCCUGGGCAGCAGAGCUUGUGCCCACAUGGCAGCAGCUGCCUGGGCCAGUGCCUUUCUCUAUUCACUGCUGCACACAGCCAAUACAUUUUCCCUGCCCCUGUGCCAUGGCAAUGCUCUGGGCCAGUUCUUCUGUGAAAUCCCCCAGAUCCUCAAGCUCUCCUGCUCCAAAUCCUACCUCAGGGAACUUGGGCUCAUUGCAAUUAGUGCCUGUUUGGUAUCUGGCUGUUUUGUGUUCAUUGUUUUCUCCUAUGUGCAGAUCUUCAGGGCUGUGCUGAGGAUCCCCUCUGAGCAGGGACGGCACAAAGCCUUUUCCACCUGCCUCCCUCACCUGGCUGUGGUCUCUCUGUUUGUCAGCACUGUUAUCUUUGCUCACCUGAAGCCCCCCUCCAUCUCGUCCCCAUCCCUGGAUCUCUCAGUCUCUGUUCUGUACUUGGUGGUGUCUCCAGCCCUCAACCCCCUCAUCUACAGCCUGAGGAACCAGGAGAUCAAGGAUGCCCUGAGGAAAAUGAUGACUGUAUCUUUUCAGAAACAUUAAACUUUUCUUCUCCAGAACCUUCAGAAUGUAAUUCUUGACAAUCUUGGCCUUUUUUUCCUAUUUGUCCAUUUUGUCACUGGGAAUUUUUCCUAUUAUUUUUCUGGUGUUAUAAUGUUUUUAUAAGAUACUGCAGUACUACUCUGAGUAUUUCUACAUGAUAUUCUCUUUUUUAACACAAAGGCUUU